GUGGCGGCGUGGUGUAAAUUGAAAAUGUCUGACCACGAAAGGGAAGUUUCGAAAGUAAAUAUAGAAAAAAAAGAAGAAAAAUCAAAUAAUGAUACGAGCGAAGAACAAAAUAGUAAAGAGAACGAGUCUGUGAGCAGAACGGUUCUAGAAGAAAUUCAAAAUAUGGCUCAAGAUAGUAUAAACUUCAUUCAAUCUAUACAAAUACAGCAAUUGCCUGAUGAUCCUUCUACUAGGCAAGAAAGUUCUAAAUAUAUUCCUGGACCUUUACAACCAAGUGGAAUAGCAUGGCGAGAAAUUCAACAUCAUUUAGAAGAACUUAUUUUACAGCUAGAUGAUGAUUCUUCUGGUGAAAAGUCUGGAGGAUUUGAAUUACGACAAUUAGAUGAAAUCGGAAAAAUGGCAGUAAUUUCUCAUACGUUAGCAGCUUACGUUUCUACCUUAGAGCCUUGGAAAUUAAGACGGUUGGCAACAAGAAUAGUGUCCGAUACCACUUUGUGGAUUUCACGAUUAUUCAGAUUUUUUGAUACUUCUGCUUAUUUUCACGAUGAAAGUAAAGAAGGUCUUAUAAGGGUAUGCAGGAUGAUUCUUCAUACAAGAUAUCCUAAAUAUAUGUCCGAGGGCUCCGAAGCUUUGUAUGCAAGACCGCCCGUCAUAUAUGUCAGUGCUGCAGCUCGACCUGGAUUAGGGCAAUAUAUUUGUACACAGUUAGGACUUCCACUUGGCUGCUUAGCUACUGUUCCAUGCAAUACAGUAUUUGGAUCCCAGUACAAAAUGGAUAUAGCAGCUUUGGAGAAAUUAAUCCAAGAAGAUGUGGCAGCAGCAAGAAAGCCACUUUUAAUGGUUGCAAAUGCCGGAUCUCCUGCCGUUGGCCAUGUCGAUAACUUACCUAGGCUUCAAGAACUCUGUAAACUGCACGAUAUUUGGUUGCAUAUCGAAGGGCACAGUAUCGCGGGUCUUUGUUUAGUAUCAGUUCCAAGUCUCCCAGCUAGAAUUGGUGACAGCAUGACUCUGCCAAUUGGAUCUUGGUUUGGAGUGCCUUCGCUUCCUUGUGUUACUUUAUAUAAAGCGGGAGAACCGGCAUGGGUACACGCAGCAGGUUUAAGUUCUUUCAAUUUGAAUGUCAGACUUAAUUGCUUGCCGAUUUGGGUCAUUCUCCAAUCACUUGGUCACGAAGGAGCUAUGCAAAGAAUUAAAUUCUGUUUUGAACUGAGUGAUUAUUUAUUGGAAAAGUUGGAAGAAAUGCCUCACAUACGAAUUAUUGCAAAAGAAAGAAUGAAAUCCAACGAAGGAAAAACUUAUUCGAUAACUGACGUCAUUAGCAAAUCCAUCAGCACGACUCUGUUGUUUGAUAUUCUUGCUCCCGUUGUGGUGUUUCAAUACAUUGCCGAAAAUCGUAACCAAAAAAGUGCUGAGAAGGAAUUAACGGAAGAAUUUCCGGCCAAAAAUCCUGCAUAUUUUGAUAAUUUAAAUUCUUGGUUAGGACAAGUUUUACGGCGCGACGUGCCCACUGUCAAAUUGGACAUAAUUGAUCUGGAACAACACGGCAUAUGCAUUCGAAUCUGUCCUUUAGAAUCUUCUCACAUCACGAGUAUGACAAAAGAAGAUGUAGAUGAGUUCCAUAACUGUCUACAGCAGCAGUUGGAAAUUCUAAACGCAACUGUUCGACAAAAGGAAACGUUCCGGAAUUUGGUCGAGAAUCAAAAGAAUCUGCAGAUAGUUGAAAUAUCUAACUGGGCCGGUCUGGGUGGUGUCAGGUACAUCCCCGAUAGUUUAGUCGAUAAAUUGAAUCAACUUACUGAGGAAGACAAAGAUGAUAUCAACAAAUUGAAUUCAGAAGUGGUUGUCAAACUCAAAGCAACUGACUCUGCAUUUUCUUUAGGAGAAGGAGAUGAUACAAUGUUGUGCGUGAGAUUUGGCAUGGUUACCGACGAUUUAGAUAUGGAAGAAUUAGUCAAUCUUGUCUUAACUUCUGGUCAAGAAUUAGAAGAGUCUUCUAAGUUUAUAGAAACAAUGUCGGAAAUGGUGAGGCAGGGAAUUGAAGAGGCCAACAAGGAAUUAGAACAAGAAAACAUUGAAAGAAUCAUGCAAGAGGGCGUAAUACGUCACGUGCCCAUUGUUGGUUCUCUGGUAAACUGGUGGUCACCCGUAUCUAAAGAAACGGGAAUCAAAGGACGUAGUUUCAAUUUAACUUCGGGUAUUGUCGAAAGUACUGAAAACAUCUACAAAUAUCACAUGCAAAUACAGCAGGGAAGUAACUCUCCCAGAACUCCGCCGCCUUCCACGAAAUCGGUAGUGGGUUCUAAAUUAGAACGGAACAGUCAGCAACACAGCAGAUCUUCCUCUCACAGUUCACAGAGUGCAUCUAUGCAUAAUGGUAAUGAAAUCAAAUCCAACAUCACUCAGGAGGUUCCGGUGAUGAACAGUUCAGAAACAUCCGCAGCCAAGUAAAGUCGGGAUAAUAAAAUUGGCAGGACCAAUUCGGGUACACCGUCCAGUGGUGCACGAUUACAGUCGGGGAUUACGACAUGUAUUUAUGGGCAAGUUUAUUUUUAACAUACGGCGUAGAAGAAUCAGUAGCAUUUGCAUAUUUAUCACCGGUCAUUUUUUAACAUUUGCAUUUUUCUAAUUUAAUUAUGUUUCAUAAAUGUUGCAAUUUUACUAUAUUUAAUGUUUAAUUAUGUUUAUUUUAAGGCCCAAAAUUAUCAUGCCAGUAUAAUUAACCAAAAAAAAAAAAAUUAGAUUUUUACAGGAAACGGACCUUAAAAAUUUUUAAAUUUCUUUUUUAAAGCUGUACUUAGUACACUAAACAAGAGAGAAUGCAGAUGAAGAAAAUAAAAACAAACUAGUCAUGAAAUGAAAAUUUUGUGAUAAAAUGUAAUAUAUAUAUAUAUAUAAAUAUACAGUAUAUAUAUAUUGUAAAGAUUUAUGUAUUGUACACAAAAUAAAAUUAAAUGCCUUGAUAUUUAAAUGUUACAUUGGUUAAUCUAUUGAAGUUGGGUCCUAAUUCCCAUAAGUUUUCAUGGAUGAUACAAAUUGAGGUGUUGUUUCCUGUCCCUCACCUCUGCCAGUGUCGGGGCCGGAAAUGGUACCACACCAUUGCCAAUACACACCGGUUCAAAACAAUCUGACUUAAUGGAUACUUGUGUGUUAACAAGAAGCUUUGCAGUGAGCAUAACUGGCAAAAUCUCACAUUCUGUAUUUUUAUUUGGGCAAAAAAAAUACAAUAUACAUAACUUAAAUAUGCUAAAUAACAAACUGUAAGAGUGUGCACAGGUGGUGAACCGUGUAGUUGACUUUCUCACUUCUAGAUGCAAACAAAAAAAAAGCAUCACAAAUUUUAUAUUCUCUGUUUAUUUUUGGCUUCUAAACCAUCAUUUCUACUUACAUGCUCGAGUGUAAUAUUUGUCCACAAUCCCCCACGUGUGCAUUGGUCUAACUACUUCCUGCGAAUAAAAAUUACACAAUACAUCAGAGUGCCAAGACCAAAAUAAUAGAAUUUAUAUCCCCCAAAAUGACUCAUUGUUUACUAAACAUUUGGGAUCCACACAUCAGAAGUCGUUCCAAAUUAAUAGAAAUCCAAUUUGUAUCUACAAUUCUGAAAAGCAAUAAGUAUUUAGAAUGAUUUCUGAGGGAAAUUUUCACGGGUGCCAUUCCCAGUGCUUUGCCGAGCGGAGCCAAAAUAAAUUUGAAAUAAUACUCAACUUUUUGACAAAAUUUAGAAUAUUUUCCAGGCCGACCCAUCGAGGGAAGACCAACGGAACCAUUUGCCAUCACAUCUAUGGGGCUUACAUGCAAAGAAAAAUAGUAUUGGCGCCCAGAGUGCAGAAGAAACUGCCUUCGGUUUGACAAUAUACAUAGUCAAAUUUGCUUAAUUGGAAUGCGACUAAUUCGUUCCGAUUAAUAAGGGCCAUCCCAGUAAAGCAAAUAAACAAAAUCUAA
This is a messenger RNA of Centruroides sculpturatus (bark scorpion), 3939 nucleotides long. Its product is annotated as putative pyridoxal-dependent decarboxylase domain-containing protein 2. Gene Ontology annotation, molecular function: carbon-carbon lyase activity; pyridoxal phosphate binding. Gene Ontology annotation, cellular component: intracellular membrane-bounded organelle. The record is from RefSeq and is a predicted model, not a curated record. The transcript has 24 exons. NCBI's taxonomy places the organism in Eukaryota, Metazoa, Arthropoda, Arachnida, Scorpiones, Buthidae. The coding region runs from base 25 to 2448 and encodes 807 amino acids. Gene Ontology annotation, biological process: carboxylic acid metabolic process.